ACACAUGAGAGAGAGAGAAACAUGAAAAAGAUAUAUAUUGGGAAAACAGCACUAAAAAACUCCAGAAAUGGGUGUAAGCAUCAAAAGAAGAGUUCUCUCCAGGAGCAGAAAGAGGACUUGCGGAAGCGGCUCUCCUACACCACCCGCAAGCUGGAGCUGCUGGAGACAGAGUUCGACUCCACGCGGCAGUACCUGGAGACAGAGCUACGGCGAGCUCAGGAGGAGCUUGAGAAGUUCACUGACAAACUGCGCCGAAUACAGAGUGGCUACUCAGCACUGCAAAGGAUCAAUCAGGACCUGGAAGAGAGGAUCCAGAGGACGUCUCAGCACCAUGACGAUGAGAGGAGAGCCCUGAGCAGAGAGAUCAUCGUCCUCAACAACCAUCUCCUGGAAGCCAAGAUGGCCAUUGAGAAACUCAGAGAGGACAACGACCUGUACAGGAAGGAUUGCAACCUGGCUGCCCAGCUCCUUCUGUGCAGCAAACCCCACCACAGAGCCCUCAAGCUGUCUGACCUGCCUGCUGAUUUUCAGGAGCGUCUGAGUUUGCACAUGGAGACGGCGGACCUCUGCCACUCACCCUACUCAGACUCCCCCACCACCAUCAUCGGCAAUGUCCUGGAGAAGCCGGAUCCCGGGAGCAGCCUGGCGUCCCGCUGCCCCAGCCCGCAGCCCCAGGACGCUCAGUUCCCCCUCAGCAGCCCGGGCGGGGGCGAGACCCUGACCCGCCGGGCGGCGUACCGCUGGUCAGACCUGUACUGCAGUGACACUGCGCUCUACUGCCCCGACGAGCGGCCGCGGCAACGGAGGCAGAGCGUGGACCUGCAUGGCCACCCCCCGCUGGGCCUGCUCUGGGCCCAGAACUCCACCGACAGCAACGCGGAGGAAGAGGCCGCCCAAGCCAGCCCCUCCCAGGAGCACUUCGCCGAGUUCGCAGAGUUCACGGAGUUUGUCACCUCCCUGCAGGCCUCCAGCUCGUACUCCAGCUUCAGCGGGGCGUCAGAAGAGAAGGCGGUGCACUCGCCCCCCUCCACGCCCCACCACCAGGCCCUCUAUGCCAAUUGGCGGGACAGCGACUACGAGCGCAAGAGCGACUCCUCCUACGAGCAGGAGAGCCCCGGUUUCGCUGAGCCUCACGUGUUCCAGCAGGGGGCCCACGUGGGCCACCAGAACGGCGACUCCGGGCCGGUCUACGCCCGCGCGCCUUCCUGCUUCAGCGAGCCUUACCACUCGCCCCGCCAGACCCCCGCCCAUGGCGUGGGCUCCCCCCAGCUCUACCGGGAGGUCCAGGAGGAGGAGCCCUGCGGCCGCUGGAGACGGUUGAGCGUGGAGGACAUCAGCCCCUGCUCCUACCGCAGCCCCGGGAGAGUCUCACCCUACAGCUUCUCCGAGCAGCACUUUGCCAUGCGGCCCGCCAAGAUCAAGCUCGGCCCACUUUACAGCAGCUUCCAGGAGGGGGCCGACAUCUACUGCAGCGGGGGUGUCCUGGACCCCCGUUUCAUCGUGCAGAGCCGUAGUCACAGCGCCAGCCCCAGCCCUGAGAGGGACCCCGGUGGCCUCUGCACCCAGGAUGGUAUCCCCAUGUACCUGGCCAAAGAAGACAGCCAGGAGUCGGAGCAUAGCCUCCUCUUCCAGUCCGGCAGUUCCCGGGACAAGGAGAGUCGUCCGGGCAGCGCCAAGAAGGAGUAUGUGGACAUCAGCCCCAACAGCUCUGCCGAAUCCCUCAACCAGAACUCCCUGGAGCCCCUUGAGCUGCAGGACUAUCAGAGCCCAGCCCCGCUGAGCAAGACCCCACCCCCCUACCAGGCACUCGGCACCCUGGGACUUACGAGAAAGGACAGCCUUACCAAAGCACAGCUCUACGGGACACUGCUGAACUGAAAGGGUCCCUUCUUCUAUUCCAAUUUUCGUUGUUUUCUAACAUUUUUAGGUUGAAUGUUGUGCAACUUUAAAGCCAGAAGGAGGAGGCUGAAAUGAGUGGCUACAAAACAGUGUGCUUGGAUCCAAGGCCUUGAAUUUUCUGUGUGAAUUCAGUCAGUAGUACAUGAGUCAGAGGACUCUGUGACUUCACCCAGUUAAAGCAGGAGUUCUGUUCAGCUCCAGCUGUUUUUUUAGAUAAGUGGCAGCAACAAAAAGACUAGUUUUUGGCAAGUCUGAGAGUAGACCUUUCUAUUUCACAGCACUGCACAGUGAGCUCAUAUUAAAAAAAUCUUCAAGAAUUCAUUUAAUUUAUGUCUAUUUCUUUUACCCUGGUUUGAAAAGAAAAUAAUGUAAUUUCCCUUUUGGGUACUUCCAAAGCAAUAACUUGCUGUAACACCAGUAAAGAUAUGAGCAACAAACAACCAGGCAUAGGCAUAUUGACAGACAGACUUAAAGUUAGCAGAUGAAUCAAUAGUAUAUGUACCUAUUAAAGUAUGCAUACAUGCAGUACAGUUAUAUGAGGAACAAGCUGAAAAAAAUAAUGGUAGACUCUGCUCUUCCCUCAGUUUGAUGUUUUGAAGUAUUUGUGUACAUGCCCCAGUAACAGUCGAUUAUUACAAAAUGUGUUGAAUGAAUCAAGUGGGAAAUAUGGUGAGGGUCCUGGCACACAGUUCAUGCUGUCCCUGAGGAGGGGUAACUGUUUUGAACAGAAAAUAUGUUGGCCUCUAUCAACCCUAGUGUGUAUUUUUCUAGCGUUAUUUUAGCUUUUAGCCUUUUCAGUGGUCAUGGGCGUGUAAGUCAAGUGCGUGUGCUGUCUGUUGGCGGAUGCAGCAGCCCAUGUAUUUGCAGUCACAGGUUUACAAUGAAUUCAGGGGCUUCCCUAAGUUUAAUGUGUUGCAUUACAAAAGGACAUCCAAGUUGGCUACACUGAGCUGACCAAGUUAGCCACCUUGUUCCAACAAUUUUUAUCCAUCUUUAAAGUUGAUAAUCAUAAAAGCUCUUAAAGGGCAUGCUGGGUUGUUCUCAGAAAAGCCAAGAAAAUAUGCACUUUCAGCUGCUGAAUGACUCCUCCUGUUAAGACACUGCUCAAUUAUGUGUAUGUGCCAACAUGGCCUGGUAUUGAUGCUUCACUGUCCUGGAUCAUAAUUAGUUGGUAAAUCAGAAUAAGCAUGUGCAAUCAAAUGCUUGUCUUGGGUUGCAUUUUCACAUGAAACCACCCAAGGUGCCUUUUAAGGGUCUCCAACAGUCACAGUAUUUAUUCCCAAAUCUAAUGCUGUGACCCAAAGGAGAUAAGGCUGUAGACCCUGAUGGACAUUUGAUGGGAACUGAAAUUCUCUUUGCACAAGACCUGCUUGAAACAGGGUAAUGAUAGCUGUAGUGUUUAAAAAAACACAGUAAUUAAAGGAUUCAUAACUAAUUGGACAGCCGGGUUCACAGUGAGGGAUGAUCCGUUACAGAAUUUCAUUCCAGUUCUGCUCUUAAUUAAUCGGCUUUUCUUUUUUGAUGCAAGAUCACCAAUAAAGUCACAAGCUACAUCUGCAGUCUGCACAUGUCUCCAUUUUGCUGCAGUCUGAUAUUGGAGUAAACCAGCAAUGAAAUGUCAUUGUCAAAGAAAGUAUAGCUUUUUCAAAAAAAGAAGCAAGUAUACACAUGAGCCUUCUCGGACUGGACAUGGACAGUAGUCUUCCUGGACUGAACUCCAGCCCUAAUGAAUGGGAGAUGCAUAUAUUCCACAAAGUUUGCACUACUUCUAACUCCAUAACUCUGCAGUCUGUAAAUAUUUGGACAGUGGUACAACUUCUGUCCUUUUGGCUGUACUCCAGCACAACAAAUUUAAACCAGUUUGAUCCCAAACAUAUACCAGUGCUGUCUUUCUUCUUAAUGAUGUUCCAAAUAGUUUCGGUAAGCUUAUUUUGUUGGGCCUAUGUCUCUGAUAUUAUUUUUAUCUCUGUUUUAUCUGUAGUCUCUGUUUUUUAUUUAUUUCUCAGACUCAUAACGGCUUCCUUGAGUAUCAUUGGCACAACUCUGCUCCUCAUGUUGAAAAACGCCAAUAACAGAAUCCAACAGCAAUCAAAAGCCUCUAAUCAAGACUAGAUACUGAAAGCUUUCUUAUACCUACAUGAAAGGAAACAAUUGAGUACACCUGACAAAUUAGAAACAGAUGAGACGCUAAUUGUGAAUUUACUUUUGGUCCCCUAAAAUGGCGGGCUCAAUUCUAAUGUGUUGUAGUACAGAGCCAAACAAACAGAAAUUGUACCACUGUCCAAAUACUUAUGGACUGCUAUGUAUAGCAAAAUAAUGGUUGAUCACUAGAACAAUCAAAAGCAAAAUCUGGCUACAAGCAUAACAUUUUUUAAUAGAUUAUUUUCAACUAUUCAAACUAAAGCCAUUUACUAUAAAAUUGGUUACUAAAUUCCAUGUGAAAUCAAUGAACUAAUAUGACCACCAACUGUGUAACCCUAACCAUGUCAACAAGACAAUAAGCAUUUAUAAGUUUGUUUUAAGUAAUUAACAAAUGCUGUGUAACUGGAAGAACAUUUAUUUAUUGAGGUUAUAUCUCUCUUCAUAAAAAGCCUUUUGUAAAGCCACUUUAAUUCAGUGGUUUAGGACAGGUGGACAACAGCUUGCAACAGAGAUUCCCACUGAGGUUUGCACUCUGGUUAAACCAUUUCUGACCUUGUAGUGUUAAUAGUAUGUAAGAAGGAGAGCCCCAAUUCCAUGCACACGUCUUACCUGAACCUCUCCUCUGACAUGCCUCUUUGGCUCAGUUGAUUUUGGCUGCAGGAGGAUAGAGAACAUGCCAGAAAGACCCAGGAACUGAAAAGGCAGAUGGUAACCAGACAGACAAGUCUAACAAUUAUGCUCAGAAAACCGAAUCAGGGACAGACAUUUUAAUCGAGGAUAGAGCUGGAAAUGAACAUUAGAUAUUAGAAGCAGAAAUCAAAGUCAGCGUCAAAGGGAAGAAUAUGAAAGGGAUCUGGAAGUAGAACAAUAAACUUAAAAGAUUUCAAUCUCAAACAAAGCCAGAAUGCAAAGCUAGAAAUUUAAACCAGAAACCAGAAUCAGAAACAGAAAUCAGAAUCAGAGCCAGAAACCAGAGUAUGAGAACGAAGCCAGAAUUUGAUCGAGAAACCCGGCCUUAAACAGGAUAUGCAAAAUAUAGAGAUGGAUUGAGAUUGGAAAUUUUCCCACAGAAAGGGCCUUUUUUGUGCUGUAUAUAUAAAUUGACUGAUUACAUUUUUAAAACAGACAUUGAAAUAUUGUUCCUUGCUGUAUUACUGUUCUUUAACUUUGAUCCCUUGGAAAAGUUCCAUGUCUGUUCUACCUCAGAUGUGAUCCACACCUCUUCAUGGAACAACACUUGUGUGUUUAUCUACAUUGUACUGCAUGAUUCUCUAUUUUUGUUGUAUAUUUCUUUACUCAAUAAAGAACAAUGUGCUCACACUGA
Molecule: messenger RNA, 5365 nt
Organism: Conger conger (European conger)
Lineage: Eukaryota; Metazoa; Chordata; Actinopteri; Anguilliformes; Congridae
Product: brain-enriched guanylate kinase-associated protein-like
Exons: 6
Coding region: 22-1878 (618 amino acids)
Cellular component (GO): synapse
Source: RefSeq, a predicted model, not a curated record